Messenger RNA from Pangasianodon hypophthalmus (striped catfish), 3550 nucleotides. RefSeq names its product post-GPI attachment to proteins phospholipase 3 (gene pgap3). Lineage: Eukaryota; Metazoa; Chordata; Actinopteri; Siluriformes; Pangasiidae. Gene Ontology annotation, biological process: GPI anchor biosynthetic process. The coding region runs from base 463 to 1443 and encodes 326 amino acids. Gene Ontology annotation, cellular component: endoplasmic reticulum membrane. The transcript is spliced from 8 exons. The record is from RefSeq and is a predicted model, not a curated record. Gene Ontology annotation, molecular function: hydrolase activity, acting on ester bonds.
AAUGAGUGAAGGUUUUGGUUGUACUGAAGAGGUUUAUGAAGUUGAGGGAUUUAGAGAUUAGAGUUUAGGACACUGUUUUAUUCAGGUGGUUAUUUUACGAGUGUGGACGGAAAACUAUAAAUUUAGAGAGAGAGACAGAGAGAGAGAGAGAGAGAGAGAGAGGGGACAGUGAGAGUUUUACUUCCGGGUUUCUGUCAGCGCUGUCUGUAGCUAGCUCUCCGCGCGCGCCGCGUUUCCGCAUACUUUCCAGCAGAUUCACCUGCGCGUGUGCACGCUCAGAUCAAACGCCCAGGUGUUUAUAACAGCGCGAGCUGUCAUGUCGCCGUAACUUCCGCUCGUUAACGUUCAUCUCAGCUCCCAUGACGUGACAGGGACGGAUCGCUCUCUCGGUGCCUGUAGAUUUUUUUUUUUUAAACAUAUAUAUAUAUAUAUAUAUAUCUAUAUAUACACCGUGUGGACACCAUGAUGGUUUGCUGCACGUCACUGGGUCUCGCGCUGUUCACCGCGCUGCUCCUGUGCACACCGGGUCGCGUGCACGGCUCUCAGGGCGAUAAGGAGCCCGUGUACCGGGACUGCGUGAAGCAGUGCGCGCGCACCAACUGCACCGGCGCCAAACUGCGCGGCUUCCAGUCCGCUCAGCCGCCUUACAUGGCGCUCACGGGUUGGACGUGUCGGGAUGACUGUCGUUAUCAGUGCAUGUGGACCACAGUUGGACUUUAUCAGGCCGAGGGCUAUCGAGUGCCUCAGUUCCAUGGCAAGUGGCCAUUUGUGCGCUUCCUGUGUUUUGAGGAGCCGGCGUCAGCCCUGGCGUCGCUGCUCAACGGUCUGGCGUGUUUACUGAUGCUGCUGCGCUACCGCAGCGCCGUCCCACGCCAGUGCCCCAUGUACCACACCGUCACCGCCUUCUCACUGGUGUCACUGAAUGCCUGGUUCUGGUCUACAGUAUUUCACACCAGAGACACUUAUCUAACCGAGAAGAUGGACUACUUUUGUGCAUCAGCGGUGAUCCUCUACUCCAUCUACCUGUGCUGUGUCAGGACGCUGGGUUUGCGGCGGCCCGGCGUGUCCAGCAUUGUUGGAGUUUUGCUCAUCCUGGCCUUCACCUCCCACGUCUCCUAUCUCACCUUUGUUAGCUUCGACUACGGCUACAACAUGGCCGCCAACGCAACCAUAGGCAUGGUAAACCUGCUGUGGUGGCUCGGUUGGUGCUGGCAGAACCGGAGGACGUUGCUGUACUGGUGGAAGUGCGGCGUGGUGGUGGUGCUGCUGCAUGGCCUGGCGCUGCUCGAACUCCUCGACUUCCCGCCGCUCUUCUGGGUGCUGGACGCUCACGCCGCCUGGCACCUGGGCACUGUCCCUGUCCACUUCCUUUUCUACAGUUUCCUCAUAGACGACAGCCUCCACCUCCUCAACACAGAGAAGGCUGGAGUCAAGCUGGAAUAGGAGGAGCCUUUCUCAGAGCCCCGCCCCCUCCUCUCCCAUCCCUCCAGUCAGGACGAGUCUGUGAAUUUCGAGUUUACGAAUUGAGUUUACACUUUUUACCACUCUGCUACGGACAGCUGUGAAGAGAGUUUCUUUUAGUUGCUUAGUUCACGCGUGUUUGAUUUUUGUACUUUUUUUUUUUUUUUUUACAUUUCUCACCAUGUUUUUGCCUUUACUGAGCUUUGCCUUGAGUAGAAGAGCUUAGAUUGGAAACUUUAUUGACAUGGUUUGUUUAAGUGUUACCCAUUAUUAUUUAUAUUUCGUACAGAAAUCUUAAAAAUGGGGUAAAUCAGAGAGGUCAGGAGUGUGACAUGCUGUUAAAUCUUCAACUGCCAUUUUUUUCCCUUUAGCAUAACUUACACUGACAUCAUUUGAGACAAAAUUGCAAAAAAAAAAAAAAAAAGAGAGAGAGGAUGAAGGGCACUAACGUUUGCUAAUAUUUUCAAUGUUAAGAUUAGCGUUACAGCAAUACUUGCGCCUGCAUGCCGCCAUCCACCAGCAGAGGGAUAUGGUUUUGAAAUCCAUGCUAGUGUUCGCCUGCAUCCCAAACCAUAUACUAUACUAUAAAUAGUACAUCAGAACACUUUUACCUUAACAUGGUAUAUCGCAAUUUGAUGUAUAAUGUUCCAGCAUAUCCCACUGCUCAUGGUUCAGACCUGCCAACCUUUACGUCUUUUUUGCGUAGGAGCUCCGCAUUUUAACGUGGAGUACACUGCUAUGAGUUAUCACUAAAAAUACGGCAAAAGAGCAGUCUUCUUUUUUCCUCUGAUAAAAAUGGCAGAUGAUUCCAAUCGACAUAUGAUUCUGAAAUGAUUGACAGUUGCGUAGAUGGUUUGAACUUUACGAUAUUAACUGACGCCCCCUGGUAGCCUUGUAUUGACAAGUGAUUUGCGAAAGGACAAUAUCGAAGAUGUUCUGCGUUUUUACCCCUCCCCUGACCGCUGGCGGGAUCACGCGUUAGUCUUCUUCGCGACUGGCAGGUCUGAUGAUGUACUGUUUCGUCAUUUAUUUUGGGGUGCUAGAUAGCUAAAGACAUGUUCCUUAGUAAAUUUUUGUUUUUUGAGAAACUAAUGAAAUGGCUAGGUGACACACCACCUGCGCUCUUCAAUAUCCGUACAGAAAUCUCACAAUUUAUAGAAUAAUUUCAUUUUAUUCAGAGAGGCCUUAGCAUGGGUGCUGCUAAGAUCUAGAAUUACCGUAAAUUUUCGUAAGGUGCCUCGUGGUGUAAUACCAGUGCCCACCAGCAGAGGGAAAUCAUUAUCGCACCAGCGAGUUGGCCCAACAUUUUGGCCAAUGUCCUAAACUGCGUAAACACGUCAAAAUAGAACGUUAACAUCAAUAACAUACUGUUUUGACACGUAUUUUAGUGCAGUAGCGAUGUAACGUUUUGUCCGAGUUUGUAGCAAGCAGAAAAAAUUGUUCGUUUUUUUUUCUGGAUGCUAGUUGAAGCACCUUCCAAAAAAAUACAAGAAUGUAAAUGCUAAUAUUGUUGAAUUACGUGUGGACAAGAGAUAGCCAUUUUAGAUUUGCGAGUGUUUGAACAAGACGUCCGACUCUUGAUUGAGGGUGUGUGAAGGCCUGUGAUUGUUUAUUGUGCUCAUUUACAUAUUGCACAUUUACGUAUUGAUCAGUAUGAGCGCAGUAUUUAGGGAUAUUGAAGGGUAUCAAAAAAAAAAAAGGCUGAUAAUAUCAUGAUACGACUCACAAAUGAUAUGUUGGAGCAGCUGUAAUGUUUGCUUUGCCUUUUAUUUUUUUCUUUUCACUGCUGCUGUGUUUGCUUCUUUUAUACUGUUGUGUUCAUUUUUUUUUUUUAACCACAAAGUGUUUUUUUCUUACAUUUUUAUUAUUGUUUUCCAUUCAGGAAGUAAUCUGAAGCAUGUUUUUCACCUGGAAUGCCUUGAGAGGAAAAAAUGGAAGAGUUUGAAACUGUGUGUGUGUGUGUGUGUGUGUGUGUGUUCCACUUAUGCCUUAUUCCAUCUUGUCCAGUAUACAGUUAUGUCUGUUGUCUUCACUGAAACUCCAUUUCCAUUGAACGAUGUGAGUGCUUAUUUGCUCCCUGGAGGAUUAA